UCUGUGCUGUCUCAUAGCGGACUCUAGCCGAGAGUAAUUUGUUUUCUAGUGUUACGAAUUUUUUAUUUUCAAAAUAUAAAUAAAUAAAUUCAGUUGAAAAUCGACGGGAUUUAGCAAAUCUAGAAAUAUUGCUAUUAGCGCGAAACAGUUGAUCAAGGAAAUUUGAAAACCUAAAUAAAAAUGCGUGAAUGUAUCUCAGUCCACAUCGGCCAAGCCGGAGUCCAGAUCGGAAACGCUUGCUGGGAGCUUUAUUGCCUGGAACAUGGCAUUCAACCUGAUGGACAAAUGCCUUCUGAUAAGACUAUUGGAUGUGGUGAUGAUUCCUUCAACACUUUCUUCAGCGAAACUGGAUCUGGAAAACACGUACCGAGAGCUGUUUUUGUCGAUUUGGAACCAACUGUCGUCGAUGAAGUCCGUACGGGCACCUACAGGCAGUUGUUCCAUCCUGAGCAGUUGAUAACUGGCAAAGAAGAUGCUGCCAACAACUAUGCCCGUGGUCAUUACACCAUCGGAAAAGAAAUUGUUGAUAUUGUAUUGGAUAGAUUAAGAAAGUUGGCGGAUCAAUGCACUGGAUUGCAGGGAUUCCUGGUAUUCCAUUCUUUCGGUGGAGGCACCGGAUCCGGAUUUACAUCACUGUUGAUGGAACGUCUUUCUGUCGAUUAUGGAAAGAAAUCAAAAUUGGAAUUUUCUAUUUAUCCAGCACCUCAGGUUUCCACGGCUGUUGUGGAGCCCUACAAUUCAAUCUUGACCACCCACACAACUCUUGAACAUUCCGAUUGUGCCUUUAUGGUAGACAAUGAAGCUAUUUACGAUAUUUGCAGACGCAAUUUGGAUAUUGAAAGACCAACAUACACCAACUUGAACAGACUUAUUGGACAAAUUGUAUCUUCAAUUACUGCAUCUCUACGUUUCGAUGGAGCUUUGAAUGUGGAUCUGACCGAAUUCCAAACGAAUUUGGUGCCUUAUCCUAGAAUUCACUUCCCUCUGGCUACUUAUGCCCCUGUAAUAUCAUCAGAAAAAGCUUAUCAUGAACAACUUACUGUCGCAGACAUCACUAAUUCCUGCUUUGAACCUGCCAACCAGAUGGUGAAAUGUGAUCCACGUCAUGGAAAAUAUAUGGCAUGCUGCAUGUUGUACAGAGGUGAUGUUGUACCCAAAGACGUAAACGCCGCAAUUGCCACUAUUAAAACCAAACGCAGUAUUCAAUUUGUGGAUUGGUGCCCUACUGGUUUCAAAGUGGGUAUCAAUUACCAGCCACCAACAGUCGUUCCUGGUGGUGAUCUAGCUAAAGUUCAAAGAGCUGUCUGUAUGUUGUCCAACACAACAGCUAUUGCUGAAGCCUGGGCAAGAUUGGAUCACAAAUUCGACUUGAUGUAUGCAAAACGUGCUUUUGUCCACUGGUAUGUGGGUGAAGGUAUGGAAGAAGGAGAAUUUAGUGAAGCUCGUGAAGAUUUGGCAGCUUUGGAAAAAGAUUAUGAGGAGGUAGGCAUUGACUCUGUUGAUGGUGAAGCCGAUGAUGGGGAGGAAUAUUGAAAAAAUCAACUUUCACUUUAAUAAUCAA
Messenger RNA from Ctenocephalides felis (cat flea), 1561 nucleotides. RefSeq names its product tubulin alpha-3 chain-like. Gene Ontology annotation, cellular component: microtubule; cytoplasm. The record is from RefSeq and is a predicted model, not a curated record. The transcript is spliced from 8 exons. Gene Ontology annotation, molecular function: structural constituent of cytoskeleton; GTP binding. Gene Ontology annotation, biological process: microtubule cytoskeleton organization; mitotic cell cycle. The coding region runs from base 181 to 1533 and encodes 450 amino acids. NCBI's taxonomy places the organism in Eukaryota, Metazoa, Arthropoda, Insecta, Siphonaptera, Pulicidae.